AAGUUGUUGUUGAGACGGCGGGGCGCUAAGAUGGCGGCGGCGGCGGCGGCCGUGGCGGGGGCGGGGCGCGGCGGCGGCGGCGGCGGCGGCGGCGGCGCGGAGCCCGGGCAGGAGCGGAACCGGGCCCGGAGCUGGGCCGGUGCCGAGCGCAACGAAGGCCGAAGGUGUGACCUUGGGGGAGACCCCGGGGAGGAGCUGGAGGAGGAGGACUCUCCGGGCGGCCGUGAGGAUGGCUUCACCGCGGAGCACCUGGCUGCCGAGGCCAUGGCCGCUGACAUGGACCCCUGGUUGGUGUUCGAUGCCCGUACCACGCCCGCCUCCGAGCUGGAUGCCUGGUUAGCCAAGUACCCACCGUCCCAAGUCACCCGCUACGGGGACCCCAACUCGCCCAACUCCGAGCCUGUGGGCUGGAUUGCAGCGUACGGGCAGGGCUACACCCCCAACUCUGGCGACGUGCAGGGCCUGCAGGCGGCCUGGGAGGCCCUGCAGACCGGCGGGCGGCCCAUCACCCCCGGCACCCUUCGCCAGCUGGCCAUCACCCACCACGUGCUCUCGGGCAAGUGGCUGAUGCACCUGACGCCUGGCUUCAAGCUGGACCACGCCUGGGCCGGCAUCGCCCGGGCUGUGGUGGAGGGCCGGCUCCAGGUGGCCAAAGUGAGCCCGCGGGCCAGGGAGGGUGGGCGCCAGGUCAUCUGCGUUUACACGGACGACUUCACGGACCGCCUGGGUGUGCUGGAGGCGGACGCCGCUAUCCGUGCAGCGGGCAUUAAGUGCCUGCUCACCUACAAGCCUGACGUCUACACCUACCUGGGCAUCUACCGGGCCAACCGUUGGCACCUCUGCCCCACUCUGUACGAGAGCCGCUUCCAGCUGGGGGGCAGCGCGCGCGGCUCCCGCGUGCUGGACCGCGCCAACAAUGUGGAGCUGACUUAGGGGCCGCCUGCGGAGCCCGCCCUCUGCGCCCCGCGGGGCUGGAUCGUCCUGUCUUCCUCCUCCUGCCCCACGGGGCCAAGCCCCGGCUCUGAGGACGAGGUCGAGCUGGAACUGCCUGCAUCUUCAACCCCUUUGAACUUCUGCCCUCUGUGCAGGGCCGGCCGACGCCCCGUCAGGUUCCCUGAGGGCCGGACCCUCAGACUGUCUCUCAGCUGCUGCCCCUCUGCCAUCCAGAACCACAGUCCGGGGCCAGACCUCCAGGACGAGGCCCCUCCUUGGCCAUCCUCAUCCUCGGUUUUACCUCCCCUUCCCGCAUCCCCCCUCUUCUCUUUCUCGCUCACAAGAGAGAACACUUAGUGCUUCCAGUCCCUCUCCCAGGAGCGGAGGCCCUGCAGGCCCGAGCAUGCCACUUUCUGGAGGGAGGGAGGGAGGGAGGGUGAUCGCACCCACUCAGCCCUGGGCAAAGGGGAUGCCAGGGCCAUGGACACGGGGUCUCCCCCUCCCUGUCGCCUCACAGUCUGCACCCCCUUCCCCCUUCCUUCACUACCUUGUCAUGUGCCUGCUCUUGGCAUUUCAAUAAAACCCAGCUUGGGUCUG
Molecule: messenger RNA, 1530 nt
Organism: Pipistrellus kuhlii (Kuhl's pipistrelle)
Lineage: Eukaryota; Metazoa; Chordata; Mammalia; Chiroptera; Vespertilionidae
Gene: CUNH11orf68
Product: chromosome unknown C11orf68 homolog
Exons: 3
Coding region: 31-933 (300 amino acids)
Source: RefSeq, a predicted model, not a curated record